Torulaspora globosa is the source of this 2430-nucleotide messenger RNA. It is a transcript of the gene VTC5, whose product is annotated as Vtc5p. Bases 1 to 2430 code for a protein of 809 amino acids. The transcript has a single exon. Gene Ontology annotation, biological process: microautophagy; polyphosphate metabolic process; vacuole fusion, non-autophagic. Lineage: Eukaryota; Fungi; Ascomycota; Saccharomycetes; Saccharomycetales; Saccharomycetaceae. The record is from RefSeq and is a predicted model, not a curated record. Gene Ontology annotation, cellular component: vacuolar transporter chaperone complex; fungal-type vacuole membrane.
AUGAAAUUCGGAACAAAAAUUUUGAAUAAAUCUGUUCCUGAAUGGAAGCUUCAUAAUAUUGAUUACGAAAAGCUGAAGAAAGCUAUCAAGCGGGCGACCGUGACGAGUGCUGACGGGAACGAUAGGGAAAACUUGGAGAAUUGUACGCAAUUGUUUAAGGAACAAUUUGGUAGUAUUAAUGUGUUUACUUCGCUUAAAGUGAAAGAGAUUUCUUCUAGGUUGGUUGCCAUCGAAGCGUCUAUCAUCAAUUUCAAGAAGCGGUUCUCUGAUGCGGAGGAUAACAGAAAAUUACGCAGCAGACAGAUCAAGCUGAUCUCUACACAUUUGGAUAAUUGUAGCAGCGAGUUGCAACGAUUAUCAAGGUAUCUCAUUCUUCAGAAGAUUGCGGUGGGCAAGUUGUUCAAGAAGCUCAUCAAGCACUAUCCGGGCGGCGCUCAGCAGGCUAGAGCGUACAUUCAGGAAAUCCGGGAGUUGCCUGAGUUGGUCGACGGGUAUGGUGGCAUCUCGUUCACGAAGGUGGAUCUGGAUCCUUAUCUUCUGGAGGUGUCUCUGAUCGUUAACGUACUGCACCAUCUGCGGCUCGGCUUGUCCGAGGCUGUGGCGACGUCGGCGAAGGGAAAUAUAGACUCAUCUUUGGCGUUCGAUACGCAAUUUUGCGGUCGGUUUGCCAGCUUACAGAAAUUUCUGAUUUCUGCGGAGAAUCUUGAGGAGUUUAAGUUCAUGAUUCUGCACCAUGGGUUCCAUGUGGUUGCUGACGAGAUCAUCUCGACUUCGAGAAGCAUUAGGGAGGCCAGCGGAAGCUUGAACACGAUGGAAACGCGAUCUAUCAGGUCUGCUAGGUCGUUCAAGGCUUUACAACAGGUGGUCACGUGCCAGCAGCCGGCAAACCUCAGCGGGUCUCCAGCCUCUAUGCUGCAGGAGCAAGAGAUUCAUGUCGGGAAGCCAGUGUCCUCUGGCACCUUAUUUCAUUCGACAAGUCCACGUUUGUGUCUUUCCAUAUUGGACUCCAAGGAUAAACCUUCACUUCUUGAGGAUGACACGAUCAAUCAACAUCCGAACCUCGUGAUGAUCUCAGGCAAUGGCGAAAACCAUUGCGUAGUGAUGUGUCAUGUUGGCGGGUUGAGGGAUCAUUUGGAGACUGCAGAUCUCUCAUACAGAGAAGUAGCGCAAAUUUGGGACGGUGAAACCAUAGAUCUAGAAUCCCAAGAGAUGCAAGAGCGCCCGCCUAUGGCUAAAUUGGCCAUAGAAUGGAUACAAUCUCGUCGUUUGAAACCUGUAGAACCAAAGAUUUAUUUCAAGCGAGUAAGAUUUAUCUGUAACGAGGAUGACAAAACUUAUCUGAUAGCUUUGGAUGAAGAGAUUACUAUUGACAAUUUGGGCACACUACCGCAUGCAUUUGUCGAAAUAAGAAAAUUACCUGCACCUCUUGCCUCGGAUGACUUCGAUGACAAGUUGGUGGAUCUAUGUGAAGCCCUUAUUGAAAAUAAGACCCAAGCGUAUCCACUGUCUUCUAACAUGACUCUUUGGAGGCUUUGCUUUGAGCUUCGUCACUCUAAAGAGUUACAAGCGGACUUAUUCGAUACAAUACUGAAGGAAGAAUUCGAUUUGGAGGAUGAGAGCCCGACCAGCGAGGACUUCUUCCUUCUGGGCAAAAGUUCCACACUCCAAAAGUGCUCUGACAAAUUCAGAUCCAAUUUCGAAUCUGAAGACAUGAAUAAAAGACGCAGUACCAUACAUGUCACACCAAAAGAGCAGCAAAGUAUCGAAAAGCCAAGGGUAAGGUACUGGAAUGAGUUUGACGAUGAUCCUGAGUUUUAUAAUGACAAUGGAUUUUACAUCGAUGGAACUCACGGUUCAGCGGACGGCGAGGGAGUGAACCCAAAUUCUGGCUGUGGCUUCAUCCUUUUCAACAAGCAAUUUAUCGAAAAUACGUAUCGGUUGUGCCAGAGAGUAAGUGGAUGGUUUGAUCUGAGGGAUACAAAAUUGGUGCCGGUGGAUGCCAGCAGGUAUGGAUCCAUAGGUGAAUCCACUAGUAGUGCUUCCGCUAACUCCAUUAAUGACGUUGAAGCUUAUCUUGCUGAAGAAGAUGAUGAAUCUGGUCAAGUUUACGAAUACAAACACGAUCAAGUGAUCACUUUCAUGUACUUAUCUUCUCUACUCGCAGCAUGUGUCACCUCCGGAAUCUCAUUUGGGAUUGUAUUAGGAUUAUUCCACAAGAAGGAAACCGACGACGACCUGGAAGUAGCUGAUUUCCUAAUAAGCAUGAUUUCCUUAUCAUUGAUCAUAUCUUUGGUGCUUAUAUGCAGCAGCCUUCUGCUGCUUUUCAGCAGAUACAGGUUGGCACCCGCUUGGCAUUACAUCAGCUGUUUUGUACUGUUCCUGUUGGUAAUUCUCACCGUGUGCUACGGGUUUAUCGAAGUAUUCUUUUAA